Molecule: messenger RNA, 3193 nt
Organism: Epinephelus lanceolatus (giant grouper)
Lineage: Eukaryota; Metazoa; Chordata; Actinopteri; Perciformes; Serranidae
Gene: cfdp1
Product: craniofacial development protein 1
Cellular component (GO): Swr1 complex
Source: RefSeq, a predicted model, not a curated record
CACAAUAGGACGUCACAUUGUAUUCCUCGUUUCCAGAAACGGACAAUAGUACUCCGUUUCAAACAUUUCAGCACACUGAAUUAAUUGCAUGUAUCACAGAAUUAAAAGAGCAGCAUUUGAACUUUAUUGUGUAAGUACAUUUGGAGCCAGUUAGGACUCCGUUUGUAACGCUGUGAAAGCAGUAAAUAAGCUAGUAGGAAACACUGGCGCCUUGAAGCCCCUUUUUCCUUGUCUUCAGUAACAUAGCUGUCUGACGCUUUUCCUCCAAAAUGAUGAACUAUUCUGACUACGACUCUGAUGGAUAUUCAUCUAAUGAAGAUGCAGACUACGUCCCGUCAGACGAUAACCUCAGCGAGGACGACAUUAAUGAGUGUGAAAAGGAAGACCCUCUGCACGAGGGUGACAGUGUGCCACAUCCUGGCGAUGUCAUCAAGAAGAAGAGGAAGAAAAAGGACAUCAGUAUGAGAAAGAGAAAGAAAGGAGUACUGAAGGUAGACAAGGAGAAGGAUGGAGAUGGAGCAGAAGAGGCCCCGCCACCAGAGGAAGAGGUGGGAAAAUUCACUGAGGCACACGAGGAUGAUGAGGCAAAGCAGAAGAAAAAAUCCGAUGACCUGUGGGCGAGUUUCCUGUCUGAUGUCGGAUCCAGACCCAAAGACCCCACACCUGCCUCACAGUCAGGUACCACACAGAAGGAUGAUUCCUCAGUAUUGCAGGCUGAGUGUUUGAGUCCAACAACAAAAGCAUCAGAACCUGCUAAAGUCACCAUCACGAAAGUUUUCGACUUCGCUGGAGAAGAAGUGAGGGUGGAUAAAGUGGUAUCAGCAGACUCCAGGGAAGCUAAGAGUUAUCUGAAGAGCCAGAACACCAUACAGGAGGAGAAUGGAGACAAGAAGAAGAGCUCAUCACCCAGUGAACAACCUCCUCCUGGCCCCAGUGUCAAGCGUCCUGCAGGCAUGUCGAGCAUCCUGAAUCGUAUUGGGGGAAAGAAACAGAAGAUGAGUACGCUGGAAAAGUCAAAGAUGGACUGGGAUGCUUUUAAAUCAGAGGAGGGCAUCACUGAGGAGCUGGCCAUCCACAACAGAGGCAGAGAGGGGUAUGUGGAGCGGAAGAACUUCUUGGAGCGCGUCGACCACCGCCAGUUUGAGUUAGAAAAAGCAGUGCGACAGAGCAACAUGAAACAAUGACACACACACACAGAGUAGAACAGAUGUUUAGACUUCCUGUAUCUUGCUUUCUCUCUCUCUAAUGACACAGUUGCCGUUCCUCCAGUAAAGUGAGCUCAGACUGGUGCUGUGGCUCGAGUCUAUUUCAGGACGGGGAUAUUAAUAGGGUGAGUUUGUGGAAUGAUGGGGUGUUGAGUGUUCUUGUACUUCCAUCCUUGUGAGAACCAAUUUGAUUUUCAAACCUUCACACUGAGGGCAUUUUUUGGGGAAGUGAGGUCAUUCUUGCCUGUCCUACUUCCUCACAGGGUUGUGUCAGGGCUAAAACUUAGUUUUGGGGUAAAAGAAUAAAUCCAGUUUAUACAUUUACUUUUAUAGUUUUGUCCAUUAUUUCUACCUGUCAUGAUGAUGUCUUCACGAAGUUAACUGCUGAGAUCUGGGAACACAGUGAUGCCAUACAAAAAAGUCUGAUAGGUCAAGAAACAUGAACAGCCAGGUGAUCUAUUGUGGAAGUAAAACCCAAGUUGAAGUAAGCCAGAGAUACUCUAAUACUUAAAUCAGAUACUCUAAUACUUAAAUCAGUAUGUAUGUUUUUAUGUACCAUAAAAAUCUGCCCCUACCCAACAAGUUGAAAGGUAACCUAUAACUCUGCCUCUUCCUGCUGUCUCAAGCUGCCCUUAGACAGCUGCACACAGCACCUUCCUCUGCAGAUCCAUACAGCAGCAUCUCUUCAGGAGACUUCAGGACAAAGGGAUUGUUUGGAUUUUUUGAAGUGGAGUUGUGUGAGCUACUUGUCCAUAGUCAGUGUAUUACAUACAUUAGAUGUCAGUCAGGACAACCCCAUUACUGAAGGCCAAAAGCCGUUACUGGCUUCAGUUCCCCAUCUAUGCCCUCGUCAAAGCCACCAGACUACAUUGAGAGAAACAGUGAUUUAACAUCCCUGAACAUAGGAGCUGCUGGUCUACCGCUGCUUUAAUCUGUUUGUUUGUGUUAUUGUGUGACUUUGGUGAAUCUGAACUAACCCUUUUAAAUGCAAAAGUCACACAAUAACACUGUUUGAGGCAACGGUAGACCGUCAGCUCCGAUGUUCAGUAAUGUUAAAUCACUGUUUUUCUCAAUGGAGUCUUGUUCUGAAGAGAGCGAUAGAGUGACAAUAGGUUUCUUGGCUUAUAUGUCAGACUCCACCUGCUUCUCCAAGGUAGGGGCGUGCUGACGUAUGUGUAUACUGUCUAUGGUAAGUAUGUGCACGUUUUUCUGAGUGUACUAACCAAAAAGACUGUUGCAAACAUCAUACAGUAGCACACUACCCAGCACUAUGACAUCUAAAUUUCAAAUUCUUUUUGAUGACAUCCAUUUUUUAUUACAGAAAUUUAGAUGUCAUAGUGCAGGGUAGUGUGCUGCUGUAUGAUGUUUAAAUUUCUGUAAUAAAAAAUGGAUGUCAUCAAAAAGAAUCUGAAAGAUUGAAACUGUAUUAAAAUUCUACAGAUAGGGGCUUUAAUCAGCAGAGGGAUAGAUGCUGUGAGGUCUGGUUAAAUUAAUGCAGUUGUUGAAUGGAUUUUUCAUUGUUUCAGUGUUCAACCAAUAAUGUUUUUUCAGAUCAUUAAUGAUGUUUUUGGAUUGGAAAAAAAAUGUGUUAAAAUCUUUGUCAUACUGUUUAAACCAUCAUGCAACACUGAAACACCCUGCUGACCACUGUAAAAAUGAUAACAUGUAUUCAUGCAUUCAGGUGAAAAGCUUUCUGGGGACACUGUACAGAGCACUGUAAUGCAGAUCAAUACCACAAUAGAAAUGUAAUCAAUUAGUCUGCGUCUCAUCCAUCAUAAAUGAGAGGACCACACUGACUGCCGAUCCCUCAGGUGCUCUUUUGUCCUAGUUGUGAACAAACGUGGAACAAAGGCAGAGGGGUGAGAGGAGGAUUGAUGCAGAAGAGGGAGAUUUGAUGUUUUAUUUGUUUAACUGUUGGGUCUUGACGCAGCUCUCUGUUUGUUCAUGUAAAUAUUAGAUAUUCAAUAAACACAAACAGGUCAUUUUAA